UGGAGCGGCUGUCUGUGGCGCUAGGACCCGGGCGGGGUUACCAGCUCCCGGCGGCGGCAGCGGGACUCUCUGGAUCCCGCCUGAACUUCCUCUCACUGACGUCAGCGGCCGCUCCGGACACCGCGCCGAGGAAAAUGCUGCUCUCCGUACCGCCGCGCACGGGAUUCAACCCCUACAGCGGAUACAACAGCAGAAACGGCAAAAAGCAGCAAGCCUAUGUGUCCUCCAGCCAGCAGAUGGCGUUGUCCAGUCCCAACAGCAGCAGCAGCACGAGUAUUGCUGGAGAACAGCUCAGCAAAACCAACCUGUACAUCCGCGGCCUUCAUCCCGGCACCACCGACCAGGACCUGGUGAAGCUCUGCCAGCCGUAUGGAAAGAUCGUGUCCACCAAGGCCAUUCUGGAUAAAACUACCAACAAAUGCAAAGGUUAUGGCUUUGUGGAUUUCGACAGUCCUGCAGCAGCACAGAAGGCCGUGACUGCACUGAAGUCCAGCGGGGUUCAAGCUCAGAUGGCCAAACAACAGGAGCAGGAUCCCACAAACCUGUACAUCUCCAACCUGCCGGUGUCGAUGGAUGAGCAGGAGCUGGAGGCCAUGCUGAAGUCUUUCGGUCAGGUGAUCUCCACACGCAUCUUGCGGGAUGCUAACGGCACCAGCAGAGGAGUGGGCUUCGCAAGGAUGGAGUCCACAGAGAAAUGUGAAGCCAUUAUUCAGCAUUUUAAUGGAAAAUAUAUCAAAACCCCACCAGGAGUUCCAGUGCCUACAGAACCGCUGCUAUGCAAGUUUGCAGAUGGAGGACAAAAGAAGCGACAGAAUCAGGCCAAGUACCUGCAGAACGGACGAUCCUGGACUAGAGAUGCUGAUACGGGAGGAAUGACGCUCACAUACGACCCGACAGCUUUACAGAAUGGGUUUUAUUCAUCGCCGUACAGCAUUGGUCCAAACCGAAUGAUCGCCCAGACGUCUCUGUCUCCAUACAUGACUUCACAAGUCCCGUCCUACCAGAUGCACAGCCCGUCCUGGAUGCACCAUCAGUCGUACCUCAUGCAGCCCACAGGUGCUCUUUUGACCCAGGCUCUGGAUCAUCCGAUGUCCCUCCAGCCCUCAUCUAUGAUGGGACCGUUGACUCAGCAGCUCAGUCACCUGUCCCUCGGCAGCACCGGCACGUAUAUCCCGAACGCAGCUCUGCAGGGCACGUAUAUGCCUCAGUUCACCACAGUGCCUCCCUCUAGUGUCUCAUUAGAGGAGAACAGUGGACAGCAGCAGCAGCAGCAGAUCUCCAUCGACACAGCAGCUGAACACAACAACUACUCCUAUCAACACAGCAAAUGAAGCUACCUGUGUGCCGCAGAUGGAGGUGCUGCUGUGGACACACACACACACACACACACACACACUGAGUGAUUCACAACACAGACACUCAUCCUUCAUCUCGUGUUGAGGAGUCACUCGACCCCACAGCGGAGACUGAAAAACAGGAAAUAAGCCUGAACUCAGCAGGAGGAGGUGAGGAAACACCACAGCGCUCAUUUUUAAAGGACAGAUUCUGUAAUAUGAGAGGAUGAAAAAAAGAGACCGCUGAAAAUGUGUCUUAUUUUUGUGUAAAAUAUGCAAGCUUUUAUUCUCAUCUUGGAGAUUAGCUCUUGGGUCAGCAGCAGCGAGAGGGUUUCGUGUCGGUGUACAGAUCUAAGGUGCAUUUUGUGUUUGUCAUUUGAUAUUAUGCUGGAGAAACCAUUUAAAGCCACUUCUUCACAUCCUUUAACCAACAGUGAUCAAAUCACUCUAAUUCACCUCCUGCAGCAGACAAUCUUUAACUUAUUAUUUAUUGCCAAGAUCAUUUUGGUUCAUAUGAAAUAUUAGAUGCAGAAAUAGAUCAGAUAUUGGAUGUUGUCAGAUUAAUGUGCGCAUAAAUAUUAUUUUUUAAAUUAAAAUCUGACUUUUUUUUUAAACAAACAAAUAAAAAAUGAUUUAUAUGUAGAUUUUAUGAGGGGCAUUUUUAAUCCACUGAUGAGCUGUGAAACAGUCUGUGCCUAACACUAGUGUUCAGCAUCAUGAGGACACUUUAUUUAAAACAUCCUACAUAAUGCAUUAGUGGAGCGUUCAUUAAUGGUUCAUUAGUUCACAAUUAAGCAUUAGUUAAGCUCAUUUAAAUCAUGAUUAACCGCUGUGUAAAACAUAUGCCAGAGUAGUUGGCGGUUCAUUCUGCUGUGGCGACCCCUGAUAAAUAAGAGACUAAGCUGAAGGAAAAUGAAUGAAUGAAUUAUGCAUCAGUUAAGCAUGAGCAAACACAUAAUUCCCGAUGAACUGAACAUUUAGUAAAGGUAUUUUAACCAUUAUUUACAAUUUGAUCAGCCGUAUAUUAUUUCAAUAUUAAGUUAACUGAACAACAAGCUAUUGAUUGUGUUUUAUUAAUGCUGGUGUGCAAUUAUAUAUGGCUAAAAUAGUGUAUUAAGCACAGUUUAACCUCCUAAAGUGAUGUCCACAUUUAUAAUGGCGCUUGAGUGAUAUUCAAGUUUAUUGACUACAACGAGUUAAUAAUUAAGACUAAAGAUCAGUAAUACAGUAAUAAUAAAGACAGUUUGAUCACCUAUUCUAAAGUGAAAGUGAUAUUCACAUUAAUUAUGGCACUUAUUGAGUGAUAUUCAAGUUUAUUAAUUAAAAUGAGUUAAUAAUUAAGGCUAAAGGUCAUUAAUACAGUGCUAAUAAAGGCAAACUGACCCCCUGUUCUAAAAUAAAAGUCAUAUUCACAUUAAUUAUGGCACUUAUUGAGCGAUAUUCAAGUUUAUUAAUUAAAACAAGUUAAUAAUUAAGGCUAAACGUCAUUAAUACAGUGCUAAUAAAGGCAAUUUGAUCACCUAUUCUAAAGUGAAAGUGAUAUCCUCAUUAAUUAUGGCACUUAUUGAGCGAUAUUCAAGUUUAUUAAUUAAAACAAGUUAAUAAUUAAGGCUAAACGUCAUUAAUACAGUGCUAAUAAAGGCAAUUUGAUCACCUAUUCUAAAGUGAAAGUGAUAUCCUCAUUAAUUAUGGCACUUAUUGAGCGAUAUUCAAGUUUAUUAAUUAAAACAAGUUAAUAAUUAAGGCUAAACGUCAUUAAUACAGUGCUAAUAAAGGCAAUUUGAUCACCUAUUCUAAAGUGAAAGUGAUAUCCUCAUUAAUUAUGGCACUUAUUGAGUGAUAUUCAAGUUUAUUAAUUAAAACAAGCUAAUAAUUAAGGCUAAAGGUCAUUAAUACAGUGCUAAUAAAGGCAAUUUGACCCCCUGUUCUAAAAUAAGUCAUAUUUACAUUAAUUAUGGCACUUAUUGAGCGAUAUUCAAGUUUAUUAAUUAAAACGAGUUAAUAAUUAAGGCUAAAGGUCAUUAAUACAGUGCUAAUAAAGGCAAUUUGACCCCCUGUUCUAAAAUAAAAGUCAUAUUUACAUUAAUUAUGGCACUUAUUGAGCGAUAUUCAAGUUUAUUAAUUAAAACAAGCUAAUAAUUAAGGCUAAAGGUCAUUAAUACAGUGCUAAUAAAGGCAAUUUGACCCCUUAUUCUAAAAUAAAAGUCAUAUUUACAUUAAUUAUGGCACUUAUUGAGCGAUAUUCAAGUUUAUUAAUUAAAACGAGUUAAUAAUUAAGGCUAAAGGUCAUUAAUACAGUGCUAAUAAAGGCAAUUUGACCCCCUGUUCUAAAAUAAAAGUCAUAUUUACAUUAAUUAUGGCACUUAUUGAGCGAUAUUCAAGUUUAUUAAUUAAAACAAGCUAAUAAUUAAGGCUAAAGGUCAUUAAUACAGUGCUAAUAAAGGCAAACUGACCCCCUGUUCUAAAAUAAGUCAUAUUUACAUUAAUUAUGGCACUUAUUGAGCGAUAUUCAAGUUUAUUAAUUAAAACGAGUUAAUAAUUAAGGCUAAAAGGUCAUUAAUACAGUGCUAAUAAAGGCAAUUUGAUCACCUAUUCUAAAAUAAAAGUCAUAUUUACAUUAAUUAUGGCACUUAUUGAGCGAUAUUCAAGUUUAUUAAUUAAAACGAGUUAAUAAUUAAGGCUAAAAGGUCAUUAAUACAGUGCUAAUAAAGGCAAUUUGACCCCUUAUUCUAAAAUAAAAGUCAUAUUUACAUUAAUUAUGGCACUUAUUGAGUGAUAUUCAAGUUUAUUAAUUAAAACAAGCUAAUAAUUAAGGCUAAAGGUCAUUAAUACAGUGCUAAUAAAGGCAAUUUGACCCCCUGUUCUAAAAUAAAAGUCAUAUUGACAUUAAUUAUGGCACUUAUUGAGCAAUAUUCAAGUUUAUUGACUAAAACGAGUUAAUAAUUAAGGCUAAAGGUCAGUAAUACAGUGCUAAUAAAGCCUAUUUGACCCCCUGUUCUAAAAUAAAAGUGUUAUUAUAUUCAAGUUUAUUAAUUAAAACUAUUUUAACUAAUGCUUGUGAACAAAUGAACCAUUAAUUAAUGAGUAACUAAUGAUUAUUUUGGACCCUUCAAAUAAAGUGUUACUGUUCAUUUCUGCUUUUAAAAAGUGUAAUGAAUAAUGUCCCCUCGCCUCCAUUGUUCCUAGAGCUGAAAUGACAGAUUUUGUACUUAUAGUGUAUAUAAUUCCACCAAAAUGUUUCAGGUGUGUGUGAGUGUGUGUGUGUGUGUGCGCGUGUGUGUGUUCAAAAGUGCAUUCUAAUGUACAUAGUGUCUGUUUUGCUAGUCUUCCAGUGUAGAGGAAGUGACUUUAAGUGGUUUGUAGCAUCAGAAACGUUGAUGAGAGCAGAGAGCUGCUGAUCUGGAGUCAGAUUCAUCUCUCUCUCAGAUUAAUCUUGUGAUGUUCAACACACACACACAUGCAGGAGAACAGCGUCUGAACAGGAAACUGAACUGGUUUUAUUGUUAUGCAGAUUUGCUUGCCUUGUUUUCCAGUAACGUGUUUUUGACACUGUUUUUGAUGCAUACAGUCCCAAGACCCUCGAUAUACACAUCAUUAUUCAGAUUUAUUAUUAUUAUCAUUAUUUGUAAGAGAUUUGACCAUUCUCAUUACAUACAAUUUGUUAUAUAGGGCGUCACGGUGGUGCAGUGGGUAGCAUGACCGCCUCACAGCAAGAAGGCUGUUGGGUCGAGUCCCAGCUGGGUCAGUUGGCGUUUCUGUGUGGAGUUUGCAUGUUCUCCCCGUGUUGGCGUGGGUUUCCACCUGGUGCUCCAGUUUCCCCCACAGUCCAAACACAUGUGCUAUAGGGGAAUUAAAGAAACUGAAUUGUAGUGUGUGUGAGUGUGUGUGAAUGAGUGUGUAUGGGUGUUUCCCAGUGUUGGGUUGCUGGAAGGGCAUCCAGUGCAUAAAACAUCUGUUGGAUAAGUUGGCAGUUCAUUCCGCUGUGGCGGACCAAGCCGAGAAGAAAAUGAAUAAAUUAUUGUUAUAUAUUCGCAAUUAUAUAUAGAAUAUCACACGGCUAUCAGAUUCAAGAACCAGACAGAACUGUUGUGUGUGUAUAUAUAUAUAUAUAUAUAUAUAUAUAUGUGUAUAUAU
This is a messenger RNA of Danio aesculapii, 5468 nucleotides long. It is a transcript of the gene rbms2a, whose product is annotated as RNA binding motif, single stranded interacting protein 2a. Gene Ontology annotation, molecular function: poly(A) binding; poly(U) RNA binding; mRNA 3'-UTR binding. The record is from RefSeq and is a predicted model, not a curated record. Lineage: Eukaryota; Metazoa; Chordata; Actinopteri; Cypriniformes; Danionidae. Gene Ontology annotation, cellular component: nucleus; ribonucleoprotein complex; cytosol. The transcript is spliced from 14 exons. Bases 135 to 1331 code for a protein of 398 amino acids.